Molecule: messenger RNA, 2049 nt
Organism: Ziziphus jujuba (common jujube)
Lineage: Eukaryota; Viridiplantae; Streptophyta; Magnoliopsida; Rosales; Rhamnaceae
Product: calcium-dependent protein kinase 11
Exons: 8
Coding region: 175-1668 (497 amino acids)
Biological process (GO): peptidyl-serine phosphorylation; protein autophosphorylation; intracellular signal transduction
Cellular component (GO): nucleus; cytoplasm
Molecular function (GO): ATP binding; calcium/calmodulin-dependent protein kinase activity; calcium ion binding
Source: RefSeq, a predicted model, not a curated record
AAACAGAAAAAUUAAACGAACAAAUUCCACUCCGAAUUCUACCCAGAUAAUAACAAUUCAUAAUCUCCAAAACCCAGAUUUCGGAUUUGAAUUUCAAUCGACGAAGAACGAAGAAAAAUUCUCUGGGUAUUCCUAAAGAGAGAGAAAAAACAGAGAAAAACAGAGAGAGAAGCAAUGAAGAAACAGAGCAGUUCCUCACAAUCAUCCUCGGCAAAGCUCCAAUCAGUUUUGCCAUAUCAGACCCCAAGACUCAGAGACCACUAUCUGAUGGGGAAGAAGCUUGGGCAAGGCCAGUUUGGGACCACAUAUCUCUGCACCGAGAAAUCAACUGGCUCUCUCUACGCCUGCAAGUCCAUCCCAAAACGCAAGCUCCUCUGCAGGGAGGACUAUGAAGACGUUUGGAGGGAGAUUCAGAUCAUGCACCAUUUGUCUGAGCACCCAAAUGUGGUACGGAUCAAAGGCACAUACGAAGACAAUGUGUUCGUGCACUUGGUAAUGGAGCUCUGUGCUGGGGGAGAACUGUUUGAUAGGAUUGUCCAGAAAGGGCAUUACAGCGAGAGGGAGGCUGCCAAGCUCAUCAAGACUAUUGUUGGGGUUGUCGAGGCAUGUCACUCUCUUGGUGUCAUGCACAGAGAUCUCAAGCCCGAGAAUUUCUUGUUCGAUAGUCCUGGUGACGAUGCCAAGAUGAAGGCUACGGAUUUUGGCUUGUCUGUCUUUUAUAAGCCAGGACAAACCUUUUCUGAUGUAGUUGGAAGUCCAUAUUAUGUUGCGCCUGAGGUGUUGUGCAAGAAUUAUGGACCUGAAGUGGAUGUAUGGAGUGCGGGCGUGAUACUUUACAUCCUACUCAGUGGAGUUCCACCUUUUUGGGCAGAAACUGAAUCAGGGAUCUUCAGACAGAUUUUACGUGGUAAAGUAGAUUUUGAAUCUGAACCAUGGCCUAGUAUUUCAGAUAGUGCAAAAGAUCUGAUAAAGAAGAUGCUCGAAAGAGACCCGAAAAAAAGAAUAUCUGCCCAUGAAGUCCUAUGCAACCCAUGGAUUGUGGAUGACAGAGUUGCUCCAGACAAACCUCUAGAUUCUGCAGUUUUGUCCCGCCUGAAGCAGUUCUCAGCAAUGCAUAAACUUAAAAAGAUGGCUCUUCGUGUUAUUGCUGAGAGACUUUCAGAGGAAGAAAUUGGUGGUUUGAAAGAGUUGUUCAAAAUGAUUGACACAGACAACAGUGGAACAAUAACAUUUGAGGAACUUAAGGAAGGUUUGAAAAGAGUGGGUUCUGAACUAAUGGAAUCUGAAAUCAAGUCUCUUAUGGAUGCGGCUGAUAUAGACAAUAGUGGUUCAAUAGACUAUGGUGAAUUUCUUGCUGCUACUUUGCACUUAAAUAAGAUGGACAGAGAGGAGAAUUUAAUGGCCGCCUUCUCCUUUUUUGACAAAGAUGGCAGUGGUUACAUCACAAUUGAUGAGCUUCAACAGGCCAGCAAAGAGUUUGGUCUAGGUGAUGUCCAUCUUGAUGAUCUGAUCAAAGACAUUGAUCAAGACAAUGAUGGGCGAAUAGAUUAUGGAGAGUUUGCAGCAAUGAUGAGAAAGGGUGACGAAGGCAUCGGGAGGAACAGAACCAUGAGAGGGAAUUUGAACUUCAAUCUGGCUGAGGCAUUUGGAGUAAAUGAGCCAAAAUGAGCCAGCAGUACUAACCGAAACAAGUCUUUUUGUACAGUUAGAGCACCUUCUGAUCUUUUGGUUGUGGUUUUUGACGGAGAAAUCAAUUUGACCUGUACAGAAGGAGCAGAAUGAAGUUGAUUUUCAGUAAUGAUAAAAGAGGAACAUCAUCGUUAUGGAGGUCAAUGAUCCGAAAAAAGUAAUGACCUGAAUAUGAUCUUUGUCUUGUUUUCUUCAUUAACAAUUUCCGGAAUUGUAUGAUAUUCAUCCAUUAGUUAACAAUUAUUUAUUUGCUAGUUCUUAGUCUAUGGUUUGGAAAUGGAUGAAAGUAUUUUGACCAAACAAAUUCUUCACUCUUCAGUAAGAUGUUAUAAGAGGAUCAUUAUUGCCUUUUUGUUGCUA